AUGGCAUUCCAGCGGCGGGGCGGGCUGCAGCUACGGGUCAGGUGCUCUGCGCCGAAGCUGCGUGCAGGUGAGCGAACUGGAUCCACAGUGCCCCUUGCUUCUGCCUCCUCUAGGUCCCGAAUGCUCCAGGACAGAUCUAUCUCAGCGCCGGUUACCUUCUGCUGAGCUGAUCAAGGACUGGAAAGAUGAUUCUGGAGUUCCUCCUUGUGUCCUGUACACUGGCUACUCUGUCUCAUUCAGUUCUAUUUUCUCUACAGCCAGAACAGCAAAAAGUUCUGGUAGUUUCUUUUGAUGGAUUCCGCUGGGAUUACUUAUAUAAAGUUCCAACACCUCAUUUCCAUUAUAUCAUGAAAAAUGGUGUCCAUGUGAACCAAGUCACUAAUGUUUUUAUCACAAAGACCUACCCUAACCAUUACACUUUGGUCACUGGUCUCUUUGCAGAGAAUCAUGGGAUUGUUGCAAAUGACAUGUUCGAUCCUAUUCUGAACAAGUCUUUCUCUUUGGAGCACAUGAAUAUUUAUGAUUCUAAGUUUUGGGAAGAAGCCACACCAAUAUGGAUCACCAACCAGAGGGCAGGGCACGCUAGUGGCGCUGCCAUGUGGCCCGGAUCAGAUGUAAAGAUCCAUGAUAGUUUCCCUACCUACUAUCUACCUUACAAUGAGACUGUUUCCUUUGAAGACAGAGUUGCUAAAAUCAUUGAGUGGUUUACAGCCAAAGACCCCAUCAAUCUUGGUUUUCUCUACUGGGAAGAGCCCGAUGACACGGGCCAUGAUGUGGGACCCGACAGUCCUCUCAUGGGGCCUGUUAUUUCUGAUAUUGACCACAAGUUAGGGUAUCUGAUAAAGAUGCUGAAAAAGGCAAAGUUAUGGAAUAAUGUUAACCUCAUCAUCACAAGCGACCACGGGAUGACCCAGUGCUCUAAGCAAAGGGUGAUAGAACUUGACCGCUACCUGGACAAAGAGCACUACACCCUGAUUGAUCACUCACCUGUAGCUGCCAUCCUGCCCAAAGAAGGUAAAUUUGAUGAAGUCUAUGGCGCGCUGGCCGGUGCCCAUCCUAAUCUAACGGUCUACAAAAAGGAGGAGAUACCAGAAAGAUGGCAUUACAAGCACAAUGACCGAGUUCAACCAAUCGUAGCGGUGGCCGACGAAGGGUGGUAUAUUUUGCAGAAUAAGUCAGAUGAUUUUCUGUUAGGCAACCAUGGUUAUGAUAAUGCAUUAGCAGAAAUGCAUCCAAUAUUUUUAGCCCACGGUCCUGCCUUCAGAAAGAAUUUCACAAAAGAAGCCAUGAACUCCACAGAUCUGUACCCACUGCUCUGCCACCUCCUCAAUAUCACCGCCCUGCCACACAAUGGAUCAUUCAGGAAUGUCCAGGAUCUUCUAAGUUCAGCAACUCCAAAACCAAUCCCUUACACACAGAGUACCACACUCCUCCUUGGUAGUGACAAGCCGGGAGAGUAUGAGCAAGAGGAGUCGUACCCUUAUUACAUAGGCAUCUCUCUCGGCAGCAUCAUAGCUAUUAUAUUCUUUGUAGUUCUCAUUAAGCAUUUAAUACGCAGUCAAGUGCAUACCUUACAAUAUAUGCAGGUUGAAGUUGCUCAACCGUUACUCCAGGCUUAGCGCUUCUUUGACAUGGAACUGCUGAUUGAAGUGGAGGGUACAAAAUGAUAUCAGUGGUGACCCUUCAGCUUCUCACAAGCUAGUUACAGAUAUCUGCAUAGGCCAUCAAGCAGUUAACCCAGACGCGGGCACAGUCACAUGUACAUACAUGCACACCCACAGAUCGAAACACUCCUGCCUGCAAAUGAUCAAAGACGUAAGGGUGCCCCUCCACGGCUUUCUCUGGCUUAGUAGGUAGAUGGUGCUCCAUUUGGGGUUGGCACAUAUAAUGUACAUACUUAACAACUUGCACUAUUGGAGAUACCUAAGAUAAUGUACUUUUACUAUCCUAGUGGGUACUUCUCCUCUGACAUGCACUUUACAAAUACAUCUAGUAACUUGAUUGAAAAUGACAACCUUCUGCACCUCUGUCACCAAAUACUAGCAUUCCAUGUAGAGAGUGAAGGAAGCUUCUAGCAAUUCCCAAAUAAUGUAGAACUCUGUCUCCUUAAAUGGG
Mastomys coucha (southern multimammate mouse) is the source of this 2115-nucleotide messenger RNA. It is a transcript of the gene Enpp5, whose product is annotated as ectonucleotide pyrophosphatase/phosphodiesterase family member 5. The transcript has 4 exons. Bases 186 to 1619 code for a protein of 477 amino acids. Lineage: Eukaryota; Metazoa; Chordata; Mammalia; Rodentia; Muridae. The record is from RefSeq and is a predicted model, not a curated record.